Molecule: messenger RNA, 927 nt
Organism: Eruca vesicaria subsp. sativa (arugula)
Lineage: Eukaryota; Viridiplantae; Streptophyta; Magnoliopsida; Brassicales; Brassicaceae
Source: the annotation of a GenBank genome assembly
AUGAAUACAGGAACAUCGCCGUCCAUCAUCGGCGGCGGAGGCGGAGUUAGCGGCAAUGAAUGGGAGUCACGACCUGGUGGAAUGGUCGUACAACGGCGGACGGAUCAAAGCUCCGAUACGCCACGUGUCAUUCGCGUCCGGGUCAAAUACUUGUCGGUUUACCACGAGAUCAACAUCAACUCCCAAUCUAGCUUCGGAGAGUUGAAGAAGGUCUUGUCUGGUCAGGUUGGACUUCACCAUGAAGACAUGAAGAUUAUUUACAAAGACAAGGAGAGAGACUCGAAGAUGUUUCUUGAUCUUUGUGGAGUUAAAGAUCGGUCAAAGCUUGUUCUUAAAGAAGAUCCGAUGGCUCAGGAGAAACGUCUCCUCGAGAAAAGGAGAAACGCUGUUGUUGAAAAAGCUAUGAAAUCGAUCACCGACAUUAGUCUUGAAGUCGAUAGGCUCGCCGGACAGGUGUCGGCGUUUGAGACAGUGAUUAAUAAAGGAGGAAAAGUUGAAGAGAAGAGUCUCGUGAAUCUGAUUGAGAUGUUGAUGAAUCAGUUGCUGAGACUUGACGCCAUAACUGCUGAUGGAGAUGUGAAGCUAAAGAGGAAGAUGCAAGUGAAAAGAGUUCAGACGUACGUUGAAACACUUGAUGUCUUGAAAGUCAAAAACUCGACCAAAAAAGUGGAUAUCAACAAGUCGGUGCGUCAGAAACCGCAAAAAACGCAAACGCAAUAUCAGCAACGCGAUUUGUUAUCGUUUGUUGAUGAAGGGGAGGAGGAGCAAGAGGAGCCAAGGAGGGAUUCAGGCGCGUCCUCAUCAGGUACUCCAGCGAAUGUAACUAAUAAUAAUUGGGAGACAAUGUUUGACUCCACAUCGGCGGCUAAGGCGGUUGAACCGGUUAAACCGGUCCCUCCAAGAUUCAAAUGGGAAUUUUUCGAUUAA